AUGCACACCCACCACCCACUUCCUUCGCCUUCGUCCUCCCAUCCUCCCGGCCCGAUGCACACGCGUCCACUUGGCCACAACAACUCCUUCGACUGUUCCCUCACGCGCCCCUGCCGCCGCCACACCCGUGCUUCGCCCUUGCGCACAGCGUGUCGCAAUCGUCACGCUACCCGUGCUUCAGCGCGUCGACGGCGAGGGUGA
Heterobasidion irregulare TC 32-1 is the source of this 201-nucleotide messenger RNA. RefSeq lists its product as uncharacterized. NCBI's taxonomy places the organism in Eukaryota, Fungi, Basidiomycota, Agaricomycetes, Russulales, Bondarzewiaceae. The transcript has a single exon. The record is from RefSeq and is a predicted model, not a curated record. The coding region runs from base 1 to 201 and encodes 66 amino acids.